Molecule: messenger RNA, 552 nt
Organism: Leishmania braziliensis MHOM/BR/75/M2904
Lineage: Eukaryota; Euglenozoa; Kinetoplastea; Trypanosomatida; Trypanosomatidae
Exons: 1
Coding region: 1-552 (183 amino acids)
Biological process (GO): vesicle-mediated transport
Source: RefSeq, a predicted model, not a curated record
AUGCGCUUCAUCGAGAGCCAGAGGGAGGUGAUUCACACCCUUCGCUUCCCCUUGCAGCACUCGGCGACGGACCGCAAGAGGGCCUACAUGUUCCUGCUCGUGUACGUUUUGACCAUUAUUGCAUUCGGCGGUAAUCUUUUCCACUUCAUCAGUGGCUGGAUUGCUGCCACAGUUCUCCAGGUUGUCAUGACCAUAUUGAUCAUGAUCUAUGCCUUUAACAUUAACGACUACAGUGACAAGAGCAUGAGCUCAAUGGAGUGCGAGCGGGCCUGCAACCCGCUGCUUGAUGCGUAUGUUGCGCUACGUGCGGUGCAGGUGGUUCAGGCGCUCGUCUUGCGCAGCUUCCUGUGCACCUUCCUCUAUGCCGUAGUGUUGAUCGUAACACUAUUCCGCAUACGUCAGCAGAAGCUGUACGUGGACGCCGUGAACCUAUGGCGCGAGGUGUCCCUAUAUGAGCGCGAAGGCUUCGUUUUCAUAGCCAUUGAUGUGAUGAUGAUUAUCGUGCUGCUGAUUGUGAUGGUGUUCUCCAUCGUCACGAAGUACUCCGAAUGA